This is a messenger RNA of Arachis stenosperma, 1722 nucleotides long. RefSeq lists its product as uncharacterized. The transcript has 2 exons. Bases 1 to 1722 code for a protein of 573 amino acids. The record is from RefSeq and is a predicted model, not a curated record. Lineage: Eukaryota; Viridiplantae; Streptophyta; Magnoliopsida; Fabales; Fabaceae.
AUGGAUGGGGCUAAUCAGUAUGACGGCCCCAUGAAAGGUAUCGAAGACAAAUAUACAGAAAUAGAAAUGGAGUCAGAUGAAACCCCUACAACCGAUCAGCAUAUUAGGGACACCAUUGUCCCAGAAAUUGAUCAACAGCCGAUCAAAUCAUAUCGUGAUAUGGUAGUCAACAAUGGAUUUGAAAAACUAAAUCCUGAUGAAAUUGUUGAACUUGUGGCAGAGGACUAUGUCGCUGAAUCCGAUCCCAUGGAUAUGAAUAUGGAGAUUCAGACUCCCUUCAAUCCAAAGCCUAAUAUUGAGGUGUCUCUAGAAGAAUAUGAAGAAUGGUGUCGACCAUGGAAGUUCUCUUUGAUUAUCAAGCCUCUUGGAAAACUGGUUAAUCUCCAGGCUAUUGACCGAUGGGUGCAGCGAAGGUGGGCUAAGAAAGGCUCUAUCCGGGUCAUGGAUCUAGUCGGAAACUUCUUUCUCGUGAGCUUCGGAAGUCAAGAGGACUAUGGACAUGCCUUGUUUGAAGGGCCAUGGAUGAUAGCGGACCACUACCUUCUUGUGCAAAGAUGGAGACCCCUCUUUAUGCCAAUGGAGACACAAGUGCAGAAAAUUGCUGUGUGGGUACGAAUUCCUAAUUUACCAGCAGAGUUGUACAACAAAUAUUUCCUCUGGAAGUUUGGAAAAUCUUUGGGUACAAUGCUUAAAGUUGACGAAUUAACCUCCAUCCACUCUAGAGGAAAAUUUGCUCGUAACAGCCCCACGGUGGCAGCGGCGGCGGUUAGUGGAGAUGGAGGAUUAGCGGCAAAUGCUGAAAAGGAAAAGGAGCAAAAUCAGGAAACCAUUAAUGGGAAGAAUCAACAAAAUAGGAAAGAGCAAUUAGUCACACCGAAUCAGAAUCCGGACAUUGAAAUCCCAAAGAACAUUUCCAAAAAAGGAGAAGAAUCUGCUUUAAAUAAUGAGACCGUUGCAGCUGGAGAGGAAAAUCAAGCAGAAAAUUUGUUUGGUCCAUGGAUGUUAGUUAAGAGAAAUCAAAGAAGGAAUAAGCCGAAAAUGGGGGAUAAUCCUAAAGAAAAAAAGGAAGGUGGAAGUGCAUCCAGAUUUCAGAUUUUGGCAGAGGAAUAUCAAGGAAGAGAGGGUCAGCAGGCCCACAACGGAGGAAAAACUAGCCAACCAAAUAUGGAAAAGGAAAGAAAUUACAUGCAGGUCCAUAUCAAACAGAAUAAUCAACCAAAUAAUGCAAGAUCUGCACAGAAACAUAAACAAGCCAUCACCAUCAUUAAGGAGAAGGGUGCUGACAUUAGCAAGAAAAUACAAAAUAAACCAAAUCAAAAUCAUCAAACAAAGGAGAAACAGAAGGCUGAACCAGGUUUGAAACCAAAUAAGUUAGAAUCUCAAAAUGAGCAUAAAAAUCUUUCAAAAGAGAAGGAAGUCAAACAUCAAGAUUACUGGAGACAAUUUUCCAAAUUAAGCAAAGAAAUUGCUAAAAGCAAGCAGGAGUCCCACCUAAACAUCACUGACCUCUCUGACCCCCACACCACUGCCCUUAUAUCAAAAUUCAUGGGCGGAGGAGCCUAUGGACAACAGAGUGCUGGUGAACUACAGGAGCCACCAGACUCGGGAGAAUUAAACCUGGAUGAAAGCAUGAUGGAAGUCCAAUCCCAAGAAGGAGUUGCUUCAACUCUCGAGAGAAAGAAGGAGCUUGUUUCUCCUGACCACAGGCCUAUGGAGGCUUAA